UUUUUUUUGGUUGGUGGGUGGACACACACUCGCGCUCCUCUCGCUCCUCUCGUAUAAGAACGGAUCUGAUAUGGAGACCCCAUCACACCGCACAUCGCUUUUACGCAGAAAAGAUGAGCAGAGCGCAAUCCAACCCGGGCUUGAAACUAAUGGUGCUCUUCACGGCAUCUCUGUCCUGGGCUCAUCAGCCACAAGCCAUGCCACCGAUGUACCUGCACAAAGACCCCGUGACAUCCGAACUCCUGUCUUGCAGCCAGUGCCCCCCUGGCACAGCUGUAAAGCAACACUGCACCAAAGGCGAGGCAACAGAGUGCCACCCCUGCCCUGAGAGGCAGUUUGCAGAGAACUGGCACUGGGGUGACACUUGCCAAUACUGCACCUCAGUGUGUAAGGAGAGACAGCUAGUGAAGCAGCAGUGCAACAGCACCCAUGACCAGAUCUGUGAGUGCGCUCCAGGUUUCCACCUAGUGGUGGAGUUUUGCAUUGCACACAGUACCUGCCCACCUGGCUAUGGAGUGACAACUUUAGGGACCCCAGUGAGCGACACUGUGUGUGAACCUUGCGCUGAUGGUUAUUUCUCCGUCGGAGGUUCCUCCACUGAUCCAUGUCGACCCCACAGGAACUGCUCAGAACUGGGCCUGUGGACACUCAAAUGGGGGACAUCUACUUUCAACAGUCUCUGUGGCUCACCAGAAAAGAGAACAACUCUGGACUGUUCUCAGAAUCACAUUUUGUGCCAUACUGAUGUGACCCUUUGUGAGGAGGCCUUCUUCCAGUCCUUGGCUUCACUGCAUCUGUCCUCAGUUCCCCUUGAACGUCUUCUGGACAGUCUUCCUGGACGCAGGGUGGACCACAAAAGCCUGGAGAGGCUGAAGAAGGCCUGCUCUCCUCAGCAGCAGGUCCUGCACCUGCUGCGGAUGUGGCGGGAGCAAAAUAAGGACCACGACAAGCUAAAUGGCAUCAUGCAAGGAGUUAACCACUGUGAGAGGAAAGUCUCCCGCUGCAAUGGUCUAAAAAACAUCACCUUUGAGGACCUCAUGAAGGUAGCCAACAGCCUGCCAAGGAAAAAAGUUCAGGAGGUGGAUGUACUGGCUGUUUUCUCCACCUGCCUGCCCAGACAGCACAUCCUGCAGAUUCUCCAUCUCUGGAAAGCAGCAAACAGCAAUAUAGAUCUGGCAAAGGGCCUGUCCCAUAGUCUGAGGGUGCUGCGCAGCCAGGGGGCACCCCGUUAUCUCCUGAAAGGCCUCAAGAAGAUCAGCAGAAUCAUAGAAACAACGUCCACAUACAAGAUGUACGAGAAGAUGUUUGUUAGCAUGCUGCAGGAUGAGCUGUGUUUCAAACCUCACAAGCCUCUAAAUGAAUAAAGCACCAAAGCGCCCAAAUCGGCGCAGUCUGCAGCACAAUCAAACACUAAUGCAUGACACACAACGAGUUAAAUCAUGAGACGGAGAUGCGGAUCCCAAAAUAAUGCCAAGUUUUCUUCAAGAAAAUUCUGCAUGUAGACAUGAUUUUUAAUGAGAUGUAUCAUGAGCGAGAAUGUAAAACCUUUUGUAUCUAAGCUUUAAACCAAAACGAGGAUGAUGAUCCUGUGAGGUAACACCAGAUGCUGUUGUUGGUGUUCUGUUCUGUAUUCUGCUUGAUUCAAAGAACCUGAAAUGAAAGAAAAAACUGAGACGAGAACAAGAAGAAUCACACUCUUGACCCGAUCAAAGAUCACUUUCCCAGAAACCUUUGACCAUCAUCUGUAACAAAAGGAAACACUAUUUAAAGAUGUAAAUAUCAUUUUUUCUAAGUUGGCCAACAGAUUCUGAGGUGUUGUUUUUUCUUUUUUUUUUAGUGCUUUCUACCAGUUUGAGAGCAGAGAUUUGAUUUCAUAAUGAAAUACAUUAUUUUUUCCAAGUUGUCCAUUGUUCUUUAUUCUGGAACUCUGAUUUGAAAAGCUCUUUUAAUGUGUUAUUUUUCUCUCUCUCAUGAAUGUAAAAAGGAGUGUAUUUUUUAUUUUAUUUAAAAUGUUAUUUUAUUUCCAAAACAUGUUAAAAAAAACAUUUUUAUAGCUUUUUAUCAAAGAUACUGGAUUUCAAAUGCUGCAAGUUUGUUAAAUGAGAUUUUUUUACAUUUGGUUUUUAUCACUUUUUUCACUAUAAAUAUAUGGUCUGUUUUGUAUAUUUGCCUUGCUGGUUCUUUAUUGAAAUGACGUGAUUUAUGAACAUUUAAAACAAUUUGAAUAAAUCCUUUUUGUUAAAAAAAAA
Oryzias latipes (Japanese medaka) is the source of this 2249-nucleotide messenger RNA. Its product is annotated as tumor necrosis factor receptor superfamily member 11B. The record is from RefSeq and is a predicted model, not a curated record. Gene Ontology annotation, molecular function: protein binding. Lineage: Eukaryota; Metazoa; Chordata; Actinopteri; Beloniformes; Adrianichthyidae.